AUGGCAGCGCUCAGGGCUGUGAUGGUGGUCACUGUCGCCCUACGUGACAGUACAACAUUGGAUGCCCCAUGCGGCGAGCAGGAGCUCGGCGAGUGGUGGCGGCACCAUGAAAUUAGGGCGGUCGAUGUCAAGACGGCAGUACAACAAAUAUCUCCUUACUUAGAGGACACAAGCAACGAUGCACCUCAGUUCAUCUACUUCGACGGAUGGCUUGGACUGGGUGCGUCUGCGGUGCUUAGAGCUAUUGCAGAGCAGCCUCCACGAUCUUUACGAGAGAAAUUCGACAGGAUCAUCCACAUUGACUGUUGGAUGUGGAAGAGCCGAAGAGCAUUGCAAAGGGUGAUCGCAGACGAGCUCAAGCUCACUCAACAGGUAGUGGCCAUUGACGCGCAAGACGAGGAGGACGAUUUCAGUGGGGUAGACCAUGGCUCCAGAGCUGAGGUUAGAGGCGUCAUGGCCGCAAUAACUCGUUACCUAGUACAGUACAGAUGUUUAGUUGUCUUUCACAAUGGAAGUGAUGGCAUGGUUGACUUGACUAGCUGUGGCAUUCCGCAACCUGAAAUCUUCAAUACUAAGGUAUUGUGGACCUUCAGAGGACGGCUUCGCCUCAAUGCAGGAAUUCAUGAAAACGUAGAUGCUUCACACCUUUAUCUUUUUGCAUACCAUGGCCGUAACAGCAAUUGGAAUGCACACCUUGCAAAAGAGGCUAGAGAAGUCUCUUUGUACACACAUAAGCUUGGCCUUGGUGUUACACCAAAAAUAGCCACAGAGUGUUGCUUGUACCUAUUGUCAUUGAAUAACCAAGGUAACAAUAUGAUUGACUACAACUGGGCAACCCAUGCUUCCUGCUACUGGGUUUGUGAUGGGAUCAUAGGAGGAGGACAGGACAACCAGACAUGGGAGGUUGCUCAUGCUCUGCAGCAGCAUAUAAGACUAGAAGACUACUCAUCCAAUGCAGAGCUUAUGGGGUCUGUGGACAGAUUGGAUCUUUCCUCGAAACAAUGGAUUUCUAUUACUGAAUCAUAUUUCAAAGAGGUUCCUCCAGAGGCAACAACCCUGUUCUAUGGAUCCAAAAAGUCAAGUCCACAAGCAGUAUCACUACCUAGUGACAAGUUCCAUAAAGCAGAUCAACUCCGGGUGCUGAAGUUAUGUGGAUGUACCUUCAGCUUUUCAUCACCUCCAUUCCAUUGCUGCCACAACUUAAGAUUCCUUGGACUGGAUAGAUGCAUGGAUGGACUACAACAUGGGGAGGAGGAGGAGGAGAAAACAGAAACAGAAGAGCAAGUGGUGGCUACAGACAUUAGAGAGGUUCAUAUAACCAACGGAAGGAUUUGGACCAGCAACCUUGCAUGGAGACGCCUACCGAACCUUCACAAGCUCCAAGUGGUUGAGCCCACAAACCCUUGGGAGACAGAAAGAAGAGAUGAAUUCAUGGCUAUGGUGAAUCUGGAGCUCCUUGACCUAUCUGGGAACAGCACCAUACAAGUCUUGCCGAGCCUUUCGGGUGCAACAAGCCUCAAGACACUGAUUCUAGAUGGUUGUGUUGGGUUGGAGCAUGUUGGCCCUCAACAACUCCCUCCAUCACUUGAAUCAUUCUCAUUGCAUACCGCAGGAGAAGAUGAGGAUCUCAAGAAGAAGAAUGUUGAAAUAUCUUACAUCAGCUUGGCUGGGUGUGUAAGAUUAGCAAACUUUAUACUGCGUGGGUCACUGCCAAACCUUGAGGAGCUGGACCUCUCGCACACAGCAAUCAAAAUCCUUGACCUUGGAGCGGUCGUUGAAGUGAAAAAUCUUCAGCGACUCUUCUUGAUGGGAUGUGGGCAGCUCCGCUCAAUUUCAUGGCCCAAAACCAAAAUGUACAAACUAAGGCUGUUGUGCAUUGACACUCGGGCAAGAGGAGGAGAGGUGGACAACAGAAAACCAACAUGGUCACGUGAUUGUUCUUUGAUGGUCUACCAGCAGGACGAAGUAAAGGAGUAUUGCCAUGCAUCUGUUGCCGUUGCAGACAUGAGGUUCCUUCAGUCCUUGGAGUUUCUUUGGACAAGGGAAACCAUUCGAUGUGAUAAGUGGAAUCUCUGCUUGUCAUCUACCAGCGAUGAUGAUGGAAGAGGCUGCCACAAGGAAAAGAUGGGCAGUCAUUAUAGCACUGGACAGCUAGCUGCUGCUCUGUCUCUGCCCAAGUCAUUAACCUACCAUGACAUCAGCAUUGAACAGAUAUCUGCAAAGAUCGAUAUCAGCAGUAGCAGCAGCUCAGCGCAAUUUCUGCCACUAGACUUGCACAUGGACAUUGGCGAGGGAAUUAGUGACGUCACCGACAAGUCCAGAACGCGGGCAAGUUAUGCAAUACGUAGUGUGAUGGACAGUGUGCAGUCGUUGCACGUGCACGACAGUUCCUCCAUCACCACUAUUGCGCCUCAACACAUUUUUAGGGAAUUUCGAGUAAGUCGUGGUGGCCUUGACGGCCCAAUAAUGAAUGUGCUCAAGUGGUGCCGCGUGGAACGAUGCCCAAAGUUGGAUACUGUCUUCGCCACUAACUAUUACUGGAGAUGCUUUUCUAAUUUGGAAAUCUUUUGGGCGGCUCAUCUCUUGAUGGCCCGUUCUAUUUGGAGCAGACCAAGAAAUCCAAGGUUGGAUGCAAAUGAUUUAUCGUUUACACAACUGCGGGCUAUUCAUCUGCACUUCUGCCCGAGGCUCAGAUAUGUCCUCCCGAUGGCUUCGAACAAUACCUUAUCCAAGGUGCUGGAGACUCUCCACAUACACUGCUGCGGUGAUCUCAAGCAGGUCUUCUUCGUGGAGCAAGAGUUCCUAGAGGAAAUAGCGGCCAGACAUGAAGAAGGAUUGGUGGGAUAA
This is a messenger RNA of Miscanthus lutarioriparius, 2847 nucleotides long. The record is from the annotation of a GenBank genome assembly. Lineage: Eukaryota; Viridiplantae; Streptophyta; Magnoliopsida; Poales; Poaceae.